Molecule: messenger RNA, 591 nt
Organism: Penicillium digitatum Pd1
Lineage: Eukaryota; Fungi; Ascomycota; Eurotiomycetes; Eurotiales; Aspergillaceae
Product: histone H1/H5 family protein
Biological process (GO): nucleosome assembly; negative regulation of DNA recombination; chromosome condensation
Cellular component (GO): nucleosome; nucleus
Molecular function (GO): nucleosomal DNA binding; structural constituent of chromatin; double-stranded DNA binding
Source: RefSeq, a predicted model, not a curated record
AUGCCCCCCAAGAAGGUUACCAGCGCGUCCAAGAAGGCGGCGCCUGCUCCUCACACAUCCUACCGCGAUAUGAUCAAGGAUGCCAUUAUUAACCUGAAAGAACGCAAUGGUAGCAGUCGUCAGGCUAUCAAGAAGUACGUUCAGUCUAACAACAAGAUCAACGUCACUUCCCAGAGCGUCUUUGACUCUCAGUUCAACAAGGCUAUCAAGGCCGGUGUUGAGAAGAACGAGUUCACUCAGCCCAAGGGCCCAUCUGGCCCCUUGAAGCUUGCGAAGAAGGAUGCUCCUGUCAAGGCCGCUCCUAAACCUGCCGCAAAGCCUGCUGCGAAGCCUACCCCUAAGGCCACUGUCAAGCCUCCCACCAAGACUGCCCCAAAGACUGCUGCCAAGAAGGCUGCGCCCAAGAAGGCUACCACCACCAAGCCCAAGGCCAACUCUGGCAAGGCCCGCAAGACUUCCACUGCUGCCCCUGCUGUCGUUGAACAGCCCAAGAUUCUGGGAAAGACCAAGUCUGGCCGUAUCACCAAGACUACUGCCCCGCAGCCAGCAACAACCCGAGCUGCUCCCCAGAAGCGGACUACCACGAAGUAG